Messenger RNA from Phragmites australis (common reed), 1198 nucleotides. RefSeq lists its product as uncharacterized. Lineage: Eukaryota; Viridiplantae; Streptophyta; Magnoliopsida; Poales; Poaceae. Bases 92 to 1030 code for a protein of 312 amino acids. Gene Ontology annotation, molecular function: protein dimerization activity; DNA binding. The record is from RefSeq and is a predicted model, not a curated record. The transcript is spliced from 2 exons.
UUGUUGAGUCUUAUUUUAUUAUUAGUUUUAUUAUUUGAUUAUUUCUAACUCUGAAUAUUUGCAAUUUUUGUAGUGUCAUUCGACAUUGAUCAUGGAUGCCGGUGAUCAUGAUACAUCCAUAGAUCAUGAUUUUUUUCUCCAAGGACUCACAGGAGACUACGGCCCCUUUGAUACUAGUGCUGCAGGUGAUGAUGGACCCGACGGUGAACCUCCGGUUGGUUCACAUCCAGAUCCAGGUGAUGCAGCAGGAGUGCCAUCGUCAGGCUCUACAAGUGCGCACACAUUAGCAAGCAGCGGGUCUAAAAGAUCAAGAGCCGGUACUUCCGAAGUUUGGCAAGACUUUGAAAGGAUCUACAAAGAGGAAGAUGGGGUAAGUGUCAGGUAUGCUAAGUGUUAUAUUUGUAAAAAUGAAUUAUCUGCAAAGCCCUCGGGUGGAACGGGGCACUUGAAGAGGCACGCCAUAAGUUGCAAGCGAAAGAGUGGAGCAGCCAUGAAGCAGACGGUGUUGCAGUACAACCCCGACGGCUCUGUUCAUCAUUGGGAGUAUGACUCUGCCAAUGCUCGAAAAGAGCUAUGUCGCUUCAUUGCAAGAGCGGAUCUACCACUCAAUAUCGGUUCUUCAUCAAGAAGUUCAGACUCUUCGUCACGAUCGUCUACGGGCACCGGAAUUCCAACAUCCGGAGGGGAGCUAACUACCUUCAUCGACAGUGACGUUAUCAGCCACGAACAAGAAAACUUCAACAUACUGCAAUGGUGGCAUGAGCACAAGACGAAUUAUCUAGUCCUUUCACUGUUAGCGCGAGAUUUGUUAACGGUUCCUGUAUCUACAGUUUCUUCUGAGGCUGCCUUCAGUCUUACAGGAAGAAUAAUCGAAGAGAGAAGAACAAAUUUGUCAAGUGAGAUGGUUGAAAUACUCACCAUAGUAAAGGAUUGGGAACAAGCUGAAGCACGAAUGCAACACACUGCGGAAAAUACUGAGCUUGAAGAAUCAUUCCAAAAUUUGUAUCUAGAUGCUGAUGAGAACGUGUAAUUUUAAAUUUUCUGAGCUAGGUUGUACUCUUUUUUCCUUUGCUAGAAAGGUUUUUAAUGAGGCAACCUAUCAAUAAAGCUCAUUUUUAGAAUUAAUCAUGUGCCCCUAUUAUUUCUAAGUUUUUUUUAUUCAUGUUUUUUGUUUAUUUUUUUAAAAUACCCCCCGCGG